AUUUCAGAUUUCUCAAGGGAAAAGAAACUCUGCUGUUAGAAUUAAGAGAGGGUGGCGCGUGCCUGCGUGUUUGUCAGCUGAGCAAAGCUGUAUUUAUCUUUCCAACUCAAAUUUUGCCAGAUUCUAGCUUUAAAAAUAAAUCGUGGGAAUAUUUGAGAACAUGGAAUCUCGCCAUUGUUCCAGGAUCAUAGCAAAAUAGGCAAUACUUGAUAUUUAUCAUUGCCAGAGGGGAAAAAAAAAUCAUGUAUUUUAUCCUUUUGUGUGUGAUUGGCAUCCUCUGUGAAAAGAUGUGUAUUUUCAUAAGACAGGAAAUUAUCCUAACAAAGGAACCUUAUUUAAAUAUAUUAGCUGUCUUUUAGUAUCCUUUGAGUUCCCUGAAGUUCCUCCUGUUAUUCUUUUUAAGAACUAUCUACUUAACAUACCUAAGGUCUAUUCGGAAGAUUUCAUUUGUCUUGGUGUCAGCUGUAGAUCAAUUUUUAUAAGAAAAUUACAAUAUCAGAAAAUUACAGAAAGUCUACAAAGACAUUGCUUUUUAAAAGUCACCACAGUUUGACAAAGAACUUUUAUUUUUUUCACUUUUUACUCUGAGGAUUAAAGUUUGAUGUUGCAGCCUGGGAAUUCUGAUGGUGGGAGCUAAAACUAGAUACAAAAGAGGAAAAUGUUUUAAGUAAACACAACAAAGGUUACACACAGUCAGUAUCAAAUUUCUCCUAAAAUAAUAUUUCAUUUUUAAAACAUCGUCUCUGGUUAUAUUUCACAAUUUCUCUGGCUCUCUGAGAUGAAGAAAAGUACACAUAUUACAUUACUCUCAUUAUGUAUAAAGUAUUUAUGUUUCAUAAAAUUGUACAGUAUUCAUUAUAACACUUGUCGAAAAGCAGAUAAUUAUUAAACAGAUCUACAUUUCAUUAUAGGUUUGCUUAUUGUGCUUUUCAGAGAAGUAAAGGGGUAAAUUUAAGAAAAGAAAUCCUUUGUGCUUUUUUUCUUUCAUUUUAAAGUAGUUUCUUUACCUUUGAUUUUCAAUUAAAAAAAAAAAGACAAAUCUUAUUGGACAAACAUUUCCUACUGUUUGAAAUAUCCCCUGGCUACUGUCAUAGAGGAAGAAAUUUCUCUUUGUCCAAAGUUCUUCUAGUCGGACUAAGAAUUAAAUUUCUGUAAGACAGAUUAACAGAAGAAAAUCAGAUUAAUUUCCUACCUAUAGGGAAUCUACACAGACAUGGAAAUUCCACAGACAGGCAAAAUGAGGUUUAUAUGUCAUCCUGAGCUAAGGAGAGUGGUAAGGGAGGAAAGCCACUAGCAGGAAGGUGAGAGGAGAUAUUUGGAAAAUGAAGGUUGCCCUGUUGUGCAGAGCUAUAAAAUGGAUUUAGAACUCCAGGAGUUUUAUAACAAGACCCUUGCCACCGAGAACAAUACUGUUGCCACUCGGAAUUCUGAUUUCCCGGUCUGGGAUGACUAUAAGAGCAGUGUGGAUGACUUGCAGUAUUUUCUGAUUGGACUUUAUACAUUUGUAAGUCUUCUUGGUUUUAUGGGCAAUCUACUUAUUUUAAUGGCUCUCACGAGAAAACGUAAUCAGAAGACUAUGGUCAACUUCCUCAUAGGAAAUUUGGCCUUCUCUGAUAUUUUGGUUGUGCUGUUUUGCUCCCCUUUCACACUGACCUCUGUCCUGCUGGAUCAGUGGAUGUUUGGCAAAGUCAUGUGUCAUAUUAUGCCUUUUCUUCAAUGUGUGUCCGUUCUGGUUUCAACUUUAAUUCUGAUAUCAAUUGCCAUCGUCAGGUAUCAUAUGAUAAAACAUCCUAUAUCUAAUAAUUUAACAGCAAACCAUGGCUACUUCCUGAUUGCUACCGUCUGGACACUAGGCUUUGCGAUUUGCUCUCCCCUUCCAGUGUUUCACAGUCUGGUGGAACUUCAGGAAACAUUUGGCUCAGCAUUGCUGAGCAGCAGGUAUUUAUGUGUUGAGUCAUGGCCAUCUGAUUCGUACAGAAUUGCUUUUACUAUCUCUUUAUUGCUAGUUCAGUAUAUUCUGCCCUUGGUGUGUCUCACUGUAAGUCAUACCAGUGUCUGCAGGAGUAUAAGCUGUGGCUUGUCCAACAAAGAAAACAAACUAGAAGAAAAUGAGAUGAUCAACUUAACUCUUCAUCCAUUCAAAAAGAGUGGGCCUCAGGUGAAACUGUCCAGCAGCCAUAAGUGGGGCUAUUCAUUCAUCAGAAAACACAGAAGAAGAUACAGCAAGAAGACAGCAUGUGUGUUACCUGCUCCAGCAAGAUCGCCUCAAGAGAACCACUCAAGAAUGCUUCCAGAAAACUUGGGUUCCGUAAAAAGUCAGCUCUCGUCAUCCAGUAAGUUCAUACCAAGGGUCCCCACCUGCUUUGAGAUGAAACCUGAAGAAAACUCAGAUGUUCACGAAAUGCGAGUAAACCGUUCUAUCAUGAGAAUCAAAAAGAGAUCCCGAAGUGUUUUCUAUAGACUGACCAUAUUGAUAUUAGUGUUUGCCGUUAGCUGGAUGCCCCUACACCUUUUCCAUGUGGUGACUGAUUUUAAUGAUAACCUUAUUUCAAACAGGCAUUUCAAGUUGGUGUAUUGCAUUUGUCAUUUGUUAGGCAUGCUGUCCUGUUGCCUUAAUCCUAUUCUGUAUGGUUUUCUUAAUAAUGGGAUCAAAGCUGAUUUAAUUUCCCUUAUACAGUGUCUUCAUAUGUCAUAAUUCUCAAUGUUUACCAAGGACAGAACAAAUGUUGGGAUCGUCUAAAACAUCUUAACUCUGUAUGUACAAAAACAAAUUUUAGUAACAUGAAAUUUAAUUUAUGUAUCAGAGUUCUGGAUUUGAAUGUCAGUUCAUAAUAUGUGGAAGAUAACUUAAAUGUGUUAUAUAUAAUAUGAUGAAUUCAUUUAGUUGUAUAAAGUCAGUGUAAAUGCAAUCUAUAAUUUCACUUUAAGAAGUAGUUACAUUAAUUUUCAUUUCAUCUUGUCUUGUAAACAAAUGAAUUGUAAUUUUUGUUUAAAAUAAAAGUUGUAUCU
Mirounga angustirostris (Northern elephant seal) is the source of this 3009-nucleotide messenger RNA. It is a transcript of the gene NPY5R, whose product is annotated as neuropeptide Y receptor Y5. NCBI's taxonomy places the organism in Eukaryota, Metazoa, Chordata, Mammalia, Carnivora, Phocidae. The transcript is spliced from 2 exons. The coding region runs from base 1355 to 2695 and encodes 446 amino acids. Gene Ontology annotation, molecular function: peptide YY receptor activity; neuropeptide binding; pancreatic polypeptide receptor activity. Gene Ontology annotation, cellular component: neuron projection; plasma membrane. The record is from RefSeq and is a predicted model, not a curated record. Gene Ontology annotation, biological process: G protein-coupled receptor signaling pathway; chemical synaptic transmission.